Molecule: messenger RNA, 1475 nt
Organism: Trachymyrmex cornetzi
Lineage: Eukaryota; Metazoa; Arthropoda; Insecta; Hymenoptera; Formicidae
Gene: Crzr
Product: corazonin receptor
Exons: 6
Coding region: 172-1404 (410 amino acids)
Biological process (GO): neuropeptide signaling pathway
Cellular component (GO): plasma membrane
Molecular function (GO): corazonin receptor activity
Source: RefSeq, a predicted model, not a curated record
GUACAACAAACUUAUUUUACGCGGCGUAACUUUCAUCACAAAAAAAAAUCUAUGAUCGUGCGAUUCCGCUGGAGAACGGAGACACAUGUUCGACCGUCGACAUCGUAUCUCCGAUGAAUCGAAAGCAUCGCCCAGGAAACCGAGGUGCGGCCGGUGCCGGUGCCGAGAACGAUGAAGCCAUCAACGAUCAACAGCAGCAACAGCAUCAACUUAUCGAACGUCACCAGCUUCUCUCUUGUUUCCCCGAACCUCUGCGAGAACCUUACCGAUUUCAUCGGCCGCGAUGUACUCGCUGAACAAUCGAUUGAGUACCUAUGGGAUACCAAGAACAUGACGUGUCUGAAACGGCAUGCACCCGAGUUAACCAGUGCAAUAUACCUCAAAGUCAUCGUGUUGGCAGUUAUAUCGGUUCUAAGCCUAGUCGGCAACUUGGCAACGAUAUACUCGAUCACGAAGAAUCGUCGGAAGCAACAUCGCUCGACGAUUUAUCUCCUGAUCUUUCAUCUGUCGGUGGCCGAUUUGCUAGUCACUAUCUUCUGCCUCGCUGGAGAAGCAAUCUGGAGCUACACCGUCGCAUGGCUGUGGGGCAAUAUCGCGUGCAAGAUCUUCAAGUUCCUACAAAUGUUCAGCCUGUAUCUAAGUACUUUCGUACUUGUGCUAAUCGGCGUCGAUCGAUUUGUCGCGGUGCGGUAUCCCAUGAAGGGCCUCAAUACACCUCAAACGUGCUCGCGAUUUGUCCUUCUCACUUGGCUGCUGUCUUUUAUACUCGCCACUCCACAGAUCGCGAUAUUUCAUGUUGUGCAAGGACCAUUUGUCGAAGAAUUUAUGCAAUGUGUGACUCACGGCUUUUACACCGAGCGUUGGCAGGAACAACUCUACGCAAGUUUCAGCCUAUUCUUCAUGUUCCUUCUGCCAUUAGCAAUUUUAAUUACUACUUACGUAUCCACUGUGCUCACUAUUUCCCGAAGUCGGAGAAAUUUUAAAAUGGAUCAAACAAAGACCUACAUAAACAUCGACUUAAAUAGGAGAAGACUGAUGAACAGGGCAAAAACGAAAUCACUGCGGAUCAGCGUCGUCAUCGUAGCGGCAUUUCUAAUUUGGUGGACACCGUAUUAUACGAUGAUGAUAAUUCUCUUGUUUAUCAAUCCGGAUGACCACCUCAGCGCGGAGCUACAGAACGGAAUAUUUUUCUUCGGUAUGAGCAACAGCUUGGUAAAUCCUUUGAUAUAUGGCGCGUUUCAUCUUUGGCCGCAGAGACAACGGCAGGACUCUUAUCAUAGUUACAGAUCUGAAGCUUCGAUGAAUCAAAGAAACAUGAAGAGACGCGACACGAAAAUGCCACUUCUCUCUUAUCAAGAUAGUAAUAAUAAAGUGAUUAAUGCCACACAGCAGCAUCAAAUAUAACUAUUUUUUUAUUAAAUUAGAUUAUACAUGUCUUACGUAAAAGCAACGAAUAUAUAUUGUAACAAGAAAUA